Esox lucius (northern pike) is the source of this 9197-nucleotide messenger RNA. RefSeq names its product hypermethylated in cancer 1 (gene hic1). Gene Ontology annotation, biological process: regulation of transcription by RNA polymerase II. The record is from RefSeq and is a predicted model, not a curated record. Gene Ontology annotation, cellular component: nucleus. NCBI's taxonomy places the organism in Eukaryota, Metazoa, Chordata, Actinopteri, Esociformes, Esocidae. Gene Ontology annotation, molecular function: DNA-binding transcription factor activity, RNA polymerase II-specific; RNA polymerase II cis-regulatory region sequence-specific DNA binding; protein binding. The transcript is spliced from 3 exons. The coding region runs from base 171 to 2525 and encodes 784 amino acids.
GAGAGAGAGGUGGGGUAGAGAGAGAGAGGGUGGGAGGAAGAAAAGAGUAACAAGAAAUUCAUAGCAAUUAAUAACAAGAGUUGGCAGUUGGACUUGGAAAACUGGCAUGGUUUUUGGAGGCUGGCAGUUCAAAGUUGAAACGUCAAAAAUGACUCCAAAAGACUGUUGAGAUGAUCAUUAAGGGAGACUUAGAUCGGAUGGCAGAAGAGAUCGGGCAUCCAGCGCCCACACGAUCAGGCUUAGCACUCCAAGGACCAAAGGGGGCUCAGAUAUCUGCUGUUUUAGGUGGCGGUCUGACGACGAUGCUGGAUGCCAUGGAAGUCCCAAGUCAUGCUAGGCACCUCCUCCUGCAGCUCAACACCCAGCGCACCAAGGGCUUCCUGUGUGAUGUCAUCAUCGUGGUGCAGAACGCAUUGUUCCGAGCCCACAAGAACAUUCUGGCCGCCAGCAGCCUCUACCUGAAGUCCCUGGUAGUCCAUGACAACCUAAUCAACCUAGACCACGAGAUGGUGAGUCCCGGCGUGUUCCGGGUCAUUCUUGACUACAUCUACACGGGCCGUCUGACUGAGGGAGAGCCCAGCUCCCCUACAGAGCCCAACUUGGGGGCUGUGCUGGCUGCGGCUAGCUAUCUGCAGCUGCUGGACUUAGUGGCACUUUGUAAGAAAAAGCUGAAGAGAAAUGGGAAGUACCCUCUCCGCCCACCUGCUUUUCUGCCAUAUGGGAAGAUGGGUCCCAAUAGUCUGGGCAGGUAUCGAGUGUCCACGCCUGUUAUUCAGUCCUGCUUCCAAAGGGGAGUUGUGAACACCCACACUCCCCGUGCCCCACCACUAGAGGAGCUUCCUCCCCACCCUCUGGCCACACAUGUAGGGGAGCUGUAUGCCCCUGUCUCCUCCCAGGUUCCCCAGGUGUUCCCCUCCUCACAGCCAGCCCUGCAGGCUCAGCCCAGCCUGCACUCAGCCCACUCUGACAGGAACUGCUCCCCUAUCUUCGGUCUGGACCUUUCCAAGAAGAGCCCCAACUCCCAGUCCCAGCACACGCCCUCCCACCCUCACCUGGUCCACGCCCUGCCCCACACCGAUGAGGAGCGGGAGCGGGAGAUGAGCAGCCGUGCCAGCCCCAUGAUGGGGGCCAAUGGCGGGGCCUACCCGUCGGAGAAGAUGGAGGUGGCUGAUCAGGCAGGGUCUCUCCCUCCUCACCCCUACCCCCACCUCAACCAGCCUCUAGGCCCACACCUGCCCCACCUCCACAGAUCCAGCUCCCAGGGCCCAGACCACUACCCCUGCCCCCCCAGCCCCGAAACCCCCACGGAAGCAGGAGAACCCGGAAGAGAGGUGGGCAACAUCUACCGCUGGGUGAAACCUGAGCCCCUGUCCUACACAGCCGAGGAUGAAGACGAGGAUGAGGACGAGGAGGAAAGGGGUGGAAGCGGAGACCAAGACAACCAACAUCACAAUCACCAUCACAAGGCGGGGGAUGAGGUCGAGGACCGCUACCGUGAGGUGGGCUGCGACGGGGAGGACGACAAGAGCGGCUCGGGCAGUGAGGAGACCGGUAGCAGCGAGGGCCGCCCGUCGCCCCCGGGGGCCAUGGGGAGGUUCAACAUUCCCUACGAGCCGGAGAGCUUCGGGGACAACUUGUACAUGUGCAUCCCCUGCGACAAGGGUUUCCCAAGCUCUGAUCAGCUCAAUGCCCACGUGGAAAGCCACACCGAGGAGGAGCAAUACAGCAACUCCGGAGGAGAGAUGGGCAUCGGCAACCCCAAAACCAACAGCGGAGCUGCCAACGGUAACGGCAGCCUGAACAGCAACGGCAGCCUGAGCAGCCUGUCCUACCUGGAGGGGAAGUCCAGCCAGAGCCUGGGCUCUGGGGGCCUGGGGGAGAUCAUCAGGCCCUACCGCUGCUCCUCCUGUGAGAAGUCCUACAAGGACCCGGCCACCCUGCGGCAACAUGAGAAGACCCACUGGCUGACCCGGCCCUACCCCUGCAGCAUCUGCGGCAAGAAGUUCACCCAGCGCGGCACCAUGACCCGUCACAUGCGCAGCCACCUGGGCCUCAAGCCUUUCGCCUGCGACCACUGCGGCAUGCGCUUCACCCGCCAGUACCGCCUCACCGAGCACAUGCGCAUCCACUCUGGCGAGAAGCCCUACGAGUGCCAAGUUUGCGGCGGGAAGUUUGCCCAGCAGCGCAACCUCAUCAGUCACAUGAAGAUGCACAGCAGUGGCGGCGGCGGAGGGGGCCUCACGGCCGACGGCAAGCUGAAGCUGGACUUUGCAGAGGGGAUCUACCCGCUGAGUAAAUACGCCGCGGAGCACCUAGGGCUGAAGCAGGAGAAGGCCUCCGAGCUGCUGGCAGAGCAUGCCAAGGCCAUGGAGAGUCUGUACCCGCUGUCCAAACUGGCAGCGGAACACCUGGGACUCACCCACCAUGACAAGAUGGAUGUCCUGGGGGUCCAGGCCCUCCAUCCUCCACCAGGGUCCCUUUCGGACUCCCACUCCCGUACCAUUGACCGCUACUCCCCCAGCUAAGACCCAUAGACCGGUCACUCUUAGCACGGGCCCACAACGGACAGCGCUCUAAGGACGUUCACCUCAACACCUUACAUCAGUAUCUGCGCCUCAGACUCUGGCCAAUACCUGGGUCUAAAGAUGAACACAAACUGUGUAGAAUCUGAUAAGUGCUUUACCUUGCAACGUUUGCAUUAUAUGCAUUUUCAAAAGCCUUCCUAGAAGGGGAACUGGGCUAUUUAUAUUAUAUUUUCACCAAGGAAUAACCAGUCCAAAAAUGACAGUAUUUAUGUAGAUGCAACUCUGUUAUGAAACCACCAGACUAAAACCCAAAACUAAUUGAAACCAAAAACAUGUUGUGUACAUAAUGAAAAACCAAAGAAACUGUUGCAAGAAAGUUUUGCAAUCUGACCCUAAACCUGUGUACUAAGCAUUGUACUUGUAUAUAAAGGGAAAAAAGCACACAUGGACAAGAUUCAGGGCUUCUUACAGGACUGAAAAGAACUUUGGACAAAGGAAAAAGCUUUGGGAUUUGCAAGUGAUUUAUACACUUUUUCUUAAUUACGUUUUUUGGGGUGCUGGAUUUUCUCCUUGCCCAGCUGUACUCCAUGCUCCAGCUGUUGUAGUCACGAGGGGAGGACUGACGAAAAGGCACAAAGUUUAGGUAAAGUAAGCUAGGCUUUGUUUUCCACUAUUGUUUCAUAAUACCUGAUCAUGUUUUGUACCAAGAAGCACAUUCUAAUGACAGUAAGAGCAGCUUAACGACUCUUAAACCUAGUGCCCUCACCCUUUGAACCCAUAACCUCGCUUCACUUUUUGUCAGUUUCGAAUUGCAUCCCGGUGCCUUCAGAUUUGUUAUUGAAAAGUAGCGAGCAGCACAACCCUGUGAUCUCACAACUGGGACGCAUCAUGGUGCAUACCCAACGAAUGAGACGCUAAUCCUUCUCUGUGGCUUUAAAUCCAUCCAGUGGUGUAAAGGGUGGACCAGCGCGGGUGUUGCCUGUGACAUUGUGUAAUAUUUACAAUGGUGGGCGCAGCUGUACAGCUCACCAGAGGAGAGCACAGAGAGGCCAUCCAAGCCGGGGCUGAAAGGCUACAGCCAAUUACCAUCAAUCAGUCACCAUCAAUAGUGGCGAUUUCCGCCGACACGGCGAUUCGUCAUGACGGACAGUUGUCCCCCUGUCGCGGACGACACCCCGUUAAGCCUUUCCGAAGCCCCCGUGAAGUCUCCGCUGCUUCUGCACCAGCCCUCCUCACUUCUCGAACACACACACAGAUGCACGCACGCACGCACACGCGCGCGCACGAACAUACAGGGGCUCAGGGGCCGCUAAUGCGACAACGUUGCGGACUGGAGAGCAGGUGCCGGGCCGCUGGACUGGGCUCGGCGGACGUGGUGCGGUGGUCGUCUGGCCCAGUGGCGUGGGCGAACCCAGCUGCUGAGCUCCCUGUCCUCCAGUAAUCCCUGUGAAAUCCCCCCAUUCUCCCUGACAAUUCACACUGUCUGUCAGCCCCACGCCGCAUUUCAUGCCUGCCAUCUAGCCCCUCUGAUCCACAUUAUAACAAGACACCGGAGCCCUGCAGACCCCCCCCCCCCCCCACACACCGCUGACAGGCUGUCAAACAGGCCACAGUAUAGCACAGGGGCUCGUGUCCAAAUCAGUUGGCUGACCAGUUCCUUUAAAAAAAAAACAAUCGGCACUUACGAGUUGGGGGAUGGAGGCACACUCGUUCUUUUGUUUGAAUCAUGUCAUUCUAAUCCCAAAGAAGCAUGCAGCCUUUUUGUUUUUCUGCUUUGUCAAACCUUGUAUCCGAUUGGAGUUUGUUGACCACUAUAGUGCCAAUGCCAACCUCAGUAGGUAAAUGUGAAGACUAAAGCCAUGAAUGCACUGUGAUAGACUUAAUUCAUCUUGAUGCCUUAAACUUAGCUUGGUGACUGAGACAGUAAGCCCUGUUGUUAGGAUUGUAUUAAUGUGCAGCCAUUAACGUGAGGGCUUAAUUGUGUAGCAUUAUGAGCAUAUCAAGGGGUCGUUUUACUUUCACAUAUUUGAACCAAAGCAAAGUGAAACUGGUGCUUACCUCAGGACUGAACCCAGCAUGGGGACGCAACGCUUCAGCUACACAGCAGCCAAACAAUACAGACUUACACACGCGCACACACACACCUGCACAGACACACACACACACACACACACACACACGUUAUAAUAUUGUAUUUUAAUUAUUUUUUUGAGGGGACAAUAGUCCUUUGUUAAACCUGUGGUUAUUUCAAAUUUUGAAAUGUUUUACUUUUCUUAAAGUUUUGUUCAUAACGUGAUAUUAAUGUUUUCUGCUUUCAUCUUAAUAUUCUGUGUACAUUUUUUGCCUUCUUUUUUUGACUGUCCUCAAAGAGGCUUCUAUAUGGGUCUGACCAAUGACGUUAUCUUAUUAUGUCAAGCCGGUGAUCUUAUUUCUUUUAACUUUAAUUCAACAGAAUAUACUUGUUAAUAAGUAAAUCAAAUGUCAGUGUUAACGCAAUACAGAAACAAAACAUUUACCCCCGGUUCCAGAGAAACAUAUACAUAUGCAGUCCGCCCGAGUUAGGUAUUUCAUCUCCACCCAAAGCGUUAAUGUUUAGUGACGUGUUUGGUUGCAUAUGGAGCGUGUUUUAUUUAUCAAUAUUCCCCUAAACAUAUAAACACUGGCUGGGCUGUGAGUGGAUGAAAGCUACAGUGUAGCCUCAAAUGGUUUGACCCAGUUCUGUGGAGGGGGCUUUCGGAGCUGAUGGGGAUAAUAUUCAGACUUAGACUGUGUGUGUACACUAUUUAUACACAAACACACUUUAAGCCAGCUUGUCUUGGACCGCAGGAGAUCCAGUGGUUCCCAUCACCCUACGUAGAACUCUAAAAUCCUCACUCCACAGUUCAUUUAGCGAGAAUGGUCUCAUAAAAGUCAUUUAGGCAUAGCUGUUCCGUUGUAAUGAAGUGGACGAGUUUGAAUGACGUGAUUUGGGGCAGAGGGGGAUAUCAAUACAUACGAGGUUGGACAACAAUCAUGUGAGGUCUCAUUGAAAAUAGGCAACGGCUCAUUUUAAGUGGACAUAUAUCGUGGGAAUGUAAAUCUCUCCAGCUCCCUUCCAUUCAUUAGUUCACUCUCACUGAAACUGUAUCUCCCGUUUUCCUUUUCCCGCACUGCUUAAACAAGAAGAAAUGUGUUUCCACUGCCACUCCAAAUCAGUACAGGAAGAGACAGCAAGAUAAUGUCCAGCGUUACUGUUCCGAGAUGACUCUUUGGUAUAGGGGAGCCAACUUUGUGUGUGUGUUGGGUUGUCUGUUUGUGUCCACAUACUAUUUGAGUAAAUGAAGGGCUGUUAAUAUAUGCUCUGGGAAUAGUUCUGGUGUGAAGGAGAGGGAAGUGAACUUUUGGCUGGUCUGUAGCGUUGAGCAGGAUGUGCUCUGUGUUUCUGCUCCCAGCCAGAUACAGAGGGAGAUGGGGAGGGAGAGGAGCAUGAGGAGGGAGAGGAGCAUGGGGAGGGAGAGGAGCAUGGGGAGCCCGGCAGGGUGAACAUGAGCCCAUUGUCUGAAUAUGAAAGACCCGGCCUUACUUCUAAUCCUCUCCAUUCAGAAAAAGUAAAAGGCCUUGGUUUCUCUGUUUCUUCUUUUGUUCUUUCCUUCCUUUUCUUGUUGGGGAGUAAACCACUGGUUACUCGCAUUGUACAGUGUUGUAAUUCCAGAAAGCUGUUCGAGAAAUGUACUUUUGUGAGUUUAUUACAAAAGAAAACGUCCCACUUUAUGUGCUUUUUGGAGGGGCCAGUUCAAAGGAGGGCUUUCCCUGGCAAACCUGGUUAGGAAAAAGAAGAGCAGCCUCCAUAUCACCACUAUUACAUUUGACGUUUGCUGAACAGCAUGUGCCAGGGGAAGGUUAGCACUGGGCUCUCAGUGCUGGUGGUCAAUACAAGACGAGAGAGAAAUAAAGCUCUGUCCGUUUUGAUGCAGGGGAAAUAUUUGUAUGAUUUAUUUUUUAAUUGCGAUAUUCAAAGUGCCUUAUACCAGCAUGGAAGGCUGACUCUGCCUUUUUAGAAAAAGCAAGCAAUAAUUAUAAUAGCAUUCAGUGCAGACUUGAUGCCAUUUUCCCCUGUCAGUUUUCAAAAUAAUGUUAAGUUUUACUCCUGUGAUUUUUGUAAGAAAUAUUUUUCAGAUAUAUCAUUUUUGAGAUGUAUAAAAAUAUAGUUAUGGGGUUAGUAAUCCCAGGCCUUAUCCAUAUGUCAGUCACCACUAAAUGAACCUGCAGUACGUUGGUGUGUUGCCAGUGUUGUGUUGUUGUAGGUGAUGUUUGGUGUAACCACAAUGCACCUGUCCAUCUGUGUUGUUGGCCUGAAGUUUCCCACAGUGGACUAGGCUGAAAUAGAAGGGAGGGACACUUGACACUUUCAAGGGUCUUUAUUACAAGCAGCUGCUUUCGAUUUAUUCUCCAAAACUGCACUUUUCUGGGGAAAUCAUUGAAUUAUGAUUUUAUUACCCUUGUGACCUUCUAAAACUCUCCUCAAUCGCCUUUUCUCUCACACGUUACUUCCUCGCCGUCUCCGCAAUCCGACCACCAGACUCCCGCUUUUUCCUGCCUCAUUACCUCAAAAGCCCUGCUCUUCCACCUCCCCGUCUGUCUCCUGGUCUCUUCAUGACACUCGGCACAAGCUGCUCCCCUGCGCCUCCCAUUCUCCCCAUCCUCUACUCCUCCCCUCUCCCAUGAUCAAGAUGCUUCCAGCUGUUUCUCAUGCUGAAGAAAACAGUUGUCUAAAUGUUUAUGCGAGCAACUACUUUCUUUUACUUAACGCACCGAUCAAGUUCCUAAAUGAACUCCGUGGCAUGUGUUAGAAUAGAUGGAUUAUGGGUCAAAUACAACAUUUGAUGACCUUACUAUGUAUUUGCUUUUCAAGCCCAAAGAAUUAUAUUACAAAGGAAGAUAAUAGAGACAGAUCAUCAUUAGGAAUUGUAGGAUAAAAUGUGAAAGAAAUUGCGUAAUGGGGAAAUAUGCUAAGGAAGACGCCAGUAAAGUAAACAUGAGUGGAUGAAAUUGCACAAUUGAGCCGGACCACAGCUUCAACAGCAAUGUGCUGCGAUGGAAAGAGAUAAAGAACAAUGUAGAAAAAAAGGACACGUUUGAGGGAGGAUGUUUUACCAGAGUCAUAGCUGAAGUACACAAUAUAGGGAAAAAAAACAUUUUUUACAAAUCCAUUACUUCUUUUUUUAUUUAUUUGCACAGCAACUUAGUUGGAUGAUGUUAUUUUAUAUUGUCUUCAUUUGGAAAAAAAGAAUUAUAGGGGAAUAUUCUUUUUCAGACACUGAGCUGAUGCUGAGUUUGAUCUUGGCAUCUCAGUCUGACUGCCCUCAGUGUUGGUGUGUUCUAACCAGUCUACAAAUCAUCACCCAGUCUCUAUAUGACUGAGACAGACAGUCUUUGUACUAGCAGAGGAGAGUGGCUGUGGCUAGUGGCUGCUGUCUGUUUAGCUUGGAGCGACUCACUCUGUUGUUCUGGCCCAUCAGGCAGUGAGACGCAGUCAAACUGCAGACAUGAUCAACAGACCAAGCAGAUGACGGUUAACCUUAGAAUAUCAUAUUGACAUUUCUCAAGGCUUUACUUAUGGUACUUCUCCUUAAGUGAAUUGACUGAAACAACAAACAACUGGGAGGAAAAACAAUUUAAUUGAAAUUAGCAGUACCCAGUUUCCGAUCUAAUCUGGGGUCCGAUAGUCAUGCAUGAGUACUCACACACAAGCACACAGACACAAAACGCAUGCACACGCACACACGAAUGAACACACACACACAGCUGGAUGGCAAAUUGCCCUGUCGCUGUUCGGGCUCGCUGUUCCAGAUUAGGUUAGAUUUAAUUAAGCUAACCCUGCUUCUUUUGGAGUGUCGGUUCUUGUAGAAAAAGUCAUUACUAAAGCUAAGGCAAUGUUACUGACGGCCAGAACUAAACACUGAGAGCCUGCCAGAAUGUCACAGAGCCCAAGGGUCCACAUACACUCCCAUACACAGACAUCCAUUUGCAUGAAACACUCACGCACACACACAAGCGCAUGCAUGCUCGGGCUGCAAGCGGUUGGAGCGGAGCAUUGGGCCAGAAACAGAAAGGCUGCUGGUUCGAAUCAGCCUGCCAACAAGGUGAUCUGUCAAUCUGCCCUUGAGCAAGCCACUUAACCCGAAUUACUGCAGGGUCAGUGUGGAUAAUGGGGAGAGGAAGAUAAAGACAGACGCGCUAAUCUUAAAAUCUUAAAACCUCACUGAUUCAGAACUUAUGUUCUCAACUUGCCAGGAAGAAAAUUGAACUUUUUACCAAACCAACAACAAACCAGUAUUCCAGUACAAUAUUAAAGCGCUUUCUAUAAAAUAAGAGGUUUGAAUACAAAGCAAUACACAAGAAACCAAACAGUAUUUUUCUACUUUACAUCUUCGACAUUGUUCUUAUCUCGCUUUAGUGAAAUGAAUGUAUUUAUUGCAUGUCAAAAUGUUUUAUAGGAUUUCUUUGUCUUUUUUGUUGUAAAUUUGAAUUGUGGGUUAUAAUUAUUUUCUUUAAUUCAAAUGUUUUAAUGAAUCAUGUUUGAUGAGGCUUUUAUUUGUUUUAAAAGCCAUUGUGAAAAUGUCAUGUUUUUGUUUGUUUCUAUACUCAAAAUGAACUUGGCAAUAAAAAGUAAUUGCAUAAUGGUUUCACAAA